Rhea pennata is the source of this 1829-nucleotide messenger RNA. It is a transcript of the gene HS3ST3A1, whose product is annotated as heparan sulfate-glucosamine 3-sulfotransferase 3A1. NCBI's taxonomy places the organism in Eukaryota, Metazoa, Chordata, Aves, Rheiformes, Rheidae. Bases 63 to 1250 code for a protein of 395 amino acids. The transcript is spliced from 2 exons. The record is from RefSeq and is a predicted model, not a curated record. Gene Ontology annotation, molecular function: [heparan sulfate]-glucosamine 3-sulfotransferase activity.
GCCGCGCUGCGCGGGGGGAUGCUGAGCAUGGCCAGGGCGCCCGGCCGACGCCUCGGGGCAGCAUGGCCGUGAGCGGGGCGGCCCCCCCCGCCGCCGAGCCCCUGCCCCGCAGCAUCUUCAAGAAGUUCCUGGUGAUGCUCUGCUCCCUCCUCAUGUCCCUCUAUGUCUUCUACUGCCUGGCCGACCGCUGCCAGACCCUGCCCGGGCCCAUCAUCGCCGCGGGCGCCGCCUCGGAGGAGGAGGAGGGCGGCGGCGGCGGCGGGUACCUGGGCGGCUCGGCCGAGCUGCCCCCGUGGCAGGCGGCCGCGGUCCGGCGCAAGCGGCUGCUGCAGCGGCUGAAGCAGCGGCGGCGGCGGCAGGAGGCGGCGCCGGGCGAGGAGGCGCCGGGCGGCGGCGGGAGCCGGGCCGGCGGCUCGGGCGGCGGGGGCAGCGCGGCGGAAGCGCCCGGCACCCUCCCGCCGCUGCUGGGCGAGGGCACCAAGCGGCUGCCGCAGGCCAUCAUCAUCGGCGUGAAGAAGGGGGGGACACGGGCGCUGCUGGAGUUCCUGCGGGUGCACCCCGACGUCCGCGCCGUGGGCGCUGAGCCCCACUUCUUCGACCGCAACUACGAGCGGGGCCUCGCCUGGUACAGGGACCUCAUGCCCAGGACCCUUGAGGGGCAGAUCACCAUGGAGAAGACUCCCAGCUACUUUGUCACCAAGGAAGCUCCAGCCCGCAUCUCCUCCAUGUCUAAGGGCACAAAGCUCAUCGUGGUCGUGCGGGACCCUGUGACCAGAGCUAUAUCGGACUACACCCAGACACUCUCCAAGAAGCCUGAUAUCCCCACCUUUGAGAGCCUGACCUUCAAAAACAGGACUACAGGCCUGAUUGACACCUCGUGGAGCGCUAUCCAGAUUGGCAUCUAUGCCAAGCACCUGGAGAACUGGCUCCUGCACUUCCCUAUCAGGCAGAUCCUCUUUGUCAGCGGGGAGAGGCUGAUCAGCGACCCUGCGGGGGAGCUGGGCAGGGUCCAGGACUUUCUGGGCCUCAAGAGGAUCAUCACGGACAAACACUUCUACUUCAACAAAACCAAGGGUUUCCCAUGCCUGAAGAAGGCGGAAGGCAGCAGCAAACCCCACUGCCUGGGGAAGACGAAAGGCAGGACCCACCCCAAUAUAGACCAAGACGUGGUGCAAAGACUACGGGACUUCUACCGGCCUUUCAACAUGAAGUUCUACCAGAUGACGGGGCAGGACUUUGGCUGGGACUGAGGCUCAAAAAAAUAAUUUAAGAAAAGGAAAAUAUAAUAUAAUAUAUAUUUUUUUUACAUAGUAGAGAUGGAGGAAUACAGAAAAAAAUAGUUGUGCUGAAAAUGUUAUUUGUUUUGAUUUUUUUUUCUUUUGACACUGCUUUGUUUUCUUUCUUCUCUCAGUGAUGAAAUGAUGUGUCCUAGCAGAGGACAAAGGAGGCUGUGAACUGCAACUUGGCCCUAAUGACAUCACUUGCAGCUUGGUUGUUUCCUUCAAUGGUCCAAGGUUUAACACUGUCUCUGUAAAAAAGGGCAGAUGCAAAAAAUUUUUAGAUGUUGCCAAGUUCCAUUUUCAGAAGUGACAUGGGAGCUCAGAAUCUUACUGGAAGACCAGCCAGAUUUUGAAUUGCAAAUGGCAUUUUACACCAGACCUUGGUCACUUUUGGCAGUUGAACCAAAGGAGUCCUAAUACCUAGUUUGGAUUUUAAAAUCUUACUAUAGUGUCUUUUUUCUUUUUAUUGAAUGAAACCAUCAGUGACAUUUUUUUUUAUUUGCUCAGUUUUUCUUUGUCUUCUGGUACCCCCAAAUCAAACUUUUCUCA